Molecule: messenger RNA, 2388 nt
Organism: Podarcis raffonei (Aeolian wall lizard)
Lineage: Eukaryota; Metazoa; Chordata; Lepidosauria; Squamata; Lacertidae
Gene: DEUP1
Product: deuterosome assembly protein 1
Exons: 13
Coding region: 142-2136 (664 amino acids)
Biological process (GO): centriole replication; de novo centriole assembly involved in multi-ciliated epithelial cell differentiation
Cellular component (GO): deuterosome; centriole
Source: RefSeq, a predicted model, not a curated record
GGCCUGCGCGAGGCGGCAGCCGCGGCGGGAGGGCAGGGGGGCGGCGGGGCGGACGGGGUCCUUCCCCGCCAGAGCGAGGGCAGCCGCGGCUCGCAGCAGCAGCAGCAGCAGGGGAAGGGGCAAGAUUGGAGAAAUGCUAAAAUGGAGAAGAAAAUAGAAGCACUUCAGGAACAAAUGAUGACUAGAUCCGUCCCUUGCAAUGUUGAGCUUCAAGAAUUAAUGCAUCAGAUUGAUAUCAUGGUAAACAACAAGAAACGAGAAUGGGAAAAGAAAUUGCAGGCUUUAGAAGCACGAAUGACUGUCCGGGAUCAAGAAUUGGCAAGUGCCCAAAGCAGGUUGGAUCAGAAAGGUCUAGAGGUUGGGCUACUGAGGCAGAAACUGGACAGUUUGCAAAAGACAAAAUAUGAGAUGGCUCAGAACUAUGACACGCAGCUUCAAGCCCUGAAGAAUCAAUUUGCCAAGCUGACACAAAGCUACGAAAAGCUACAGCUGCACCAAUUAAAACAAAAAAAAGCUCACAGCUUGGAGAAAUGUACAGAAAAUCAGGAAGCCCCAUUUCAGCUGAGCAGUUUGAACCAGAAAUUGGAGGAAUUUAGAGCAAAAUCAAGAGAGUGGGAUAAACAAGAAACGCUGUAUCAGAACCACCUCGUUUCAUUAGAUGCUCAGCGAAAACUGCUGUCUGAGAAAUGCAAUCUGUUUCAGAAUGGGAGAGGCACCUCUGUGCAAAAGAGAUGGAUUUCAUGCGGGCCGUUUUCCUUGUCUCGCCAGAAGCAAGCGCAGCACUGUCAAAUCCAGACGCGGUGCCAGAAGCUAAGCCAAGACGACGCGGGCACCUGCAGCCAGUGCCAAACCGAGCACCCUGGCGUUCAGCGUGACGUCCUGGUGGAACCCGCCGAAAGGAACGAGCUCUUUAUGGAAAAACUGAAGUCGACCGUGAGCGAAAUAGCUGUGAGCAGGAACAGGCUGCAGGAGGAAAACCGAAAGCUCCAGCAGGAAGUGAAAAUGUACCAAAGGAAGUGCCAGAAUAUUGAAGCAAGGCUCGCCCAAGUGACGAACGAACUGAAGUCACGCGAGGAUCUCUUGAAUAUGGUCGAGCUGGAGUGCCAGCAGCUGCGCAACGAAGUCGCCAAAAUGGAAGAGUAUAAAAAUAAUGAAGAAAGCCGCAUGAAACUUCAGUCAGCUUAUGCACAAUGCAUCAAGGACCUGGAAAUAAAAAAAGCUCAGAUACUUGCCUUGGAACAACAGCAGGAAAAUCAGCAGAAAGAGCUGAACCAGAUAAGGGACCGCCUUUAUCAGGAAGAACAGUCCCAUCGCUCUGAGGUGGAAAGAAUGAGGACGGAAAUCUCUGACCUGACAGAAGAGCUUCAUCAGAAGGAGAUUACUAUAGCAACUAUCAUGGAGAAAGCUGCUCUACUGGAAAGGCAGUUACAAACGGAGUUAGAGAUAAAAGAGAAAAUGUUAGGGAAACAACAGAUGAUAGAUUUGUCCAAGAAAGAACACGCGGCCUAUUCCGAUUCCAUCGAUAAGCUGGAGCGCGAGAGUAGAAUGUUACGCAAUGACCUUGCGAAAUUGCCAAAGGACAAAGAAAUGCCUUUGCGAGUGAACCCCAUUAUGUACUUUGGAAGAAAUUGUGCCAAGCAGACGGCAGUAAAAGUGGAAGAGACAGAAGAGAGAUCUGCGCAGAACGAAAGUGAAUGGGCACCACAACCUGCAGCUUACGAAAACUUCGGGCACUACAGAACACAGAUUCCUUCCUGGCAGGGCCAAGGCGACAUUGUCAGCGUCGAGAGCAGCUGCACGUUGCCUCUUCAAAGACAAAGCAGAACCCGAGAACCCACAGCAGAUGGCAGGUCUCCAUCACCCCAAGAGGCGUAUCCAGCACAUUACAGCAGCUGCCUCCCUGAAAAGAACAAGUCUGAGACAUUACUGAGCCAAAUCUAUGUUGCAGAUGAAAUCCGGAUGGCUUCCCCAGAGACUCCAUUUGCUGCAACGGUGACAGAGAAGUUCCUACAGGAGGAGGAGAAGCGAGCGAGAGAUUUUGAGCAGGUUUUAAACUCUCACAUUGAAGAGCUGCAAAGGCAGUCGGAGAACACCAUAAAGAAGUACACCGCUUUCAAGCAAAGCAGGCACAGAUGAGCCUGGAAAAAAAGAAAGUCUAAAAUGUAGUGACAGUCCCAGAAUAAAUAAUCAGCUGCUGCUUUAUAAAAGGGGGAAAGGGGGAAAAGAAUUGCCUUUAUGCAAAGAAGUGUUUGUAAUGUGAGAUUUUGUAUAUACUUCGACUGUGGAUUUCAUUUCAACAUGAAUUUGGAAUAUUGUGUAUUGCAGAGUGUAUGAGAUCUAAAAAAAAGAAACCUGGAAAUUAAAUAUGAAAACUUUUUAACCUUUAAA